UUUUCCUCAGUGGCAAAAGGUUGCAUGGGCGCCAAUUCGCUCUGUCCACUGCAAUGUGCAGAGUCCAGUUCGACAAAGCAGGAAAGCCUGAGGAGGACUGAUCUGGGUCUGGCAGCUUCGCUGUUUGUUGAGGGUUCUUCCAAGAAAACGUAAUGCAAGGCAAUGCUUCAAUCCAUUCCUGAGCGUCCACAGUUGUGCUCAGACCAAAGCCGCCCAUUGCAAUCCAUCUGCAUACGAGAAGUCGUGCCGUCACAUGCUAAAAGAUGGCCCUUGUCGCCUUUCUCCUGCUGGCCCUCCUUCCCUGCACGGCGCAUGCAUCGUCUAGAUUUCCUUGGCUCUUUGGAUACAACGGGACUGGUUGCCUAAGGAUUCCCAGCAUUCCGUUCGUUGGCUACUGCGGGAUUCCUUAUGAGUUGUCCAACUUCCAAGGGCUCUACGAAUGCCCUAACGAAUGUUCGAUGGGGCGCCCGAAGACGCUGGAGGACGUCAAGGCUCUUGUCCGUGACCACUCCAGCGUCAAGGCCGUCGGUGCUGGCCUGUCGUGGAACGCAGAGCAGUUCUGCCCUGAGGCGCUUCCCAACUCAAUUGGGAUUGCAAUGACAGAGCUCACCAACUUGAGGCCACUGUUCACUGAGGAUCCUUCUGACUGGGACACAGGCAGUCCCGAGUUCCCCAUCCAGGUCGACAAGGAGAACCUGCUCGUGACGGUCGACGCAGGAGUGCCGCUGCGCACCCUGCUUAAUUUCCUGGCGUACCCGGCCUUCUUGCUGUCAAAGGAUACGCCUUACAGCGAGCUUCCACAGUAUGAACCGGGCUAUUUCCUCAAGGGUGUGUCUCAGAUCAUGGACGUAACUGUAGGCGGUGGAGUUGCUACUUCCACCCACGGCAGCAGUCAGAAGCACAGCACUCUCUCGAGCCAGGUCGUUGCAAUUGACGUCAUCCUAGCCAACGGGACAGAGAAGCACUUUACCAAGGAGGACAACCCGCACCUUUUCAAAGCGCUUCAGGUCAAUGUCGGUCAAUUGGGCAUCGUCACUCGCCUCACGUUCGAGAUCGUCCCGCAACCCGUCAUCAAGCGGACCAGGACCUCGCUGACCGCCUACGAGAGCAUUGCGAAACUGACGGAUCUUGCGAACGCGUGGAAGAACGGGAAGGCCCAAGGGAAGUCGCUGCAAGAAGUGAUGGCGGAAAAUGGGUACAAGGAUUUCAUCGUGCUGUGGUUCAUGGCUUUGGACGACAAGGAACCUAACACGUGGUACCUAGAAUUGGAGGAAGACCCAACUUCAUCGACUGUGCCACUCUCCGCAACGGAAGAGGUGCUGCUACAGAAGCUGCUCAACGAGCUGCACGAUUUCAACGGGGCGGCAACCGCAAAGGAGCCCGAAGAUCGCAAGCAGGUGGAGACGGCGGCUGUGCCGCAGAACUGUCUGCUGGGAUACGGUGCAAAACUGUUCAGCGAGAUUUUCCGGAGCGUUGUCAGCGGCGGGCUGGACUCGAUCACGGCGCCCGCCUUGAUUGGCUACCCCACACUGCGUCCGGAGUGGCUGGCCAUAUGGGCGCUCGUCGGACGUACGAAAGAGUACGAGGUCUGCGUCCCCCUGGAAGAGAUUGGAGAGGCGAUGGACGAAAUGCUGGAGUUCUUUGAAGAAUAUAAGCCCGAAGCAAAGUACGGCUUCCGGACGCCGACCGGAUUCCGGCUGGCGGACGAAGAGGACGCAUACUUAGCGUCCGGAAACGGAGGGCCGAGGAUCUGCAUGGAGAUCGACGACUUCUCCUCGCUCAAUACUGACAGUCCAAACUGGCAGGUGAAGAGCUUUUUUCCAGACGACACCUCUCUUCCAGAAUCUUCGUUUCAUUCGGUGGAACUUUACAUAGAGGUCCCUAGGGGCGUUAAGACGGCUAAGGGGGUCCGCCUGAAUAACAUUGUGAGUAUCAUGCUGAAACACAACGGACGCUUGCACUGGGGCAAGGCCGGAAUGGACGAGUUCGGCCGGUGCUUCCGGGGAGCGGAACAGUGGGGGAAAGCCUGGUGCGACUUUGGGUGUGCCGUUCAAGAGCUCGACCCGGAGCCUCGCAAGUUCCAGUCCAGCAGCCCCAUAUGGGAGUGGCACGCCAAGAAGGGGGCACGUGCCGUGUCCGAUUUCCAGGACUGUUGCACCGCGGACGGCUUCUCUCCGCUCUGCACGUGCGACCCUGGCCCGCGACCGGUGACCUGUACUUUCGAGGCGGAGGAGGCGGAAGCGCGGAGGGACUUUAGGAUUGAGUUGUAG
Klebsormidium nitens is the source of this 2270-nucleotide messenger RNA. The record is from the annotation of a GenBank genome assembly. NCBI's taxonomy places the organism in Eukaryota, Viridiplantae, Streptophyta, Klebsormidiophyceae, Klebsormidiales, Klebsormidiaceae.